GUUUGGUUAGUCAAGUCAACCAUUUUCCCUUCGUGUUCUUGGCGAAAAUUAAAACGCGUAAUUCGCUUGUUUAUUUUGCGUAGUGCAUGCACGAAUAAUAGAAGUAUAUUGUGCGGGAACAUGCCAGCGGUGGAAAAGCGGCUAAGGAGAUAACAGAUAGUAAAGCGACGCCCAAAAAGUGACAUAUAGAAGCGCAAGCAGAGGCUGCACGCGGGCCUUUGUUGUUGUGUCUGCUGCGGAUCCAGCGGAAACAGCGCAACCCAGUCCCCCACCACGCCCUCGAGGCACACACCCAGACAUCCACUUGCCAGCCAUACGCUUUGGCCAUGAACGGAGCACGAGACCACGCAGAUCCCCCGCUGCUCCAGCUCGAGGACGAGGUAGACCUCAUUGGAGAUUUUGUCAAGGACCUAACGCCACCAAGCAGCCAGCUGGCCCCCCUCUUAAAUGGUUUCGAAUCGACCACCAAUCAAUUGACCACCAAAGUAGAGAUCAACACCGUUGGCAUGAGCAAACGUAAGACCAGGAGACGAGGUAGAAAAGGGCGGGAACCCAUGCUACUGUCGGUUGAUGACGAUGACGACGAAGAAGAGGUGUCAGAGGAGAGAAACCACAGCAAUGGCCUGCUUCUAGGCGAGGAGAGUGCUGGGGGCGAUGCAGCACAACAGAAACCGCAACUGGAUAAGUUGGUCAUGUUCCACGAAGAUCAAACUGACGACGGCGAUGACGAAGAUGGUGAGGAGGAUGUGUUGCUAAAGAGGAGCUCAAACCUGCGCAGCAAUAGAUUCAAAGGUCGUACAGAGGAAAGCAUCGACAGCCACAGCCAACAGCCACAGAUCAUUAGUCAUAUCGCAUCCGCGAAGGUAGCCACUUCUACAUCUACAUCUCCGCUGAAAUCCAAUUCGCACAUUGCCCUCGGCCGUCAUCCACAUGACGAGGCUGACGAUAUCUGCCUGGUGCCAGAAAUCGAUUUCGAGGGCAUGUCCACGGAUGCGGCCAGCGACAACCGGGAGUCGCAGCCGCUACUGGGAGGAGGCAGUGCCAGCCACGGAAGCCGCAUCAGCGAGCUGUUAGGCGGACUAGGACGUGGUCACGAUCAUGUGGAAUUUGUAUCGAACACAUUUGGCGAUGAUCCGCUUUUCUCGGAGAUUGUGGCGAAGGCGGAAGGAGCCAUCGAGCAUGGUGUGCUGCCGGAACGAAUUUAUCAGGGUAGCAGCGGUUCCUAUUUCGUCAAGGAUGCCUCCCAUCACUGUCUGGCUGUAUUCAAGCCCAAGGAUGAGGAACCCUAUGGCAGACUGAAUCCAAAAUGGACCAAAUGGAUGCACAAACUGUGCUGCCCCUGCUGUUUCGGCCGUGCUUGUUUGAUUCCCAAUCAGGGAUACCUUUCCGAAUCAGGUGCCAGUUUGGUUGAUCGAAAGCUUAACUUGGGCGUGGUUCCAAAGACACGUGUGGUCAGGCUCGUGGCUGAGAGCUUUAACUAUGCCCGCAUCGAUCGCCAGAAGGCCAAGCUGAAGAAGCGUAUUAAGGAGCACUAUCCAUCGGCUCAUUUCAACCGAAUGAGCCUUCCUCUAAAGACUGGAUCCUUUCAGCUCUUCGUAGAGGGCUACAAGGAUGCCGACUACUGGCUGCGCCGCUUUGACAGCGAACCUUUGCCGCCGUCGGUGGCCAAGUCCUUUCAGCUGCAGUUCGAGCGCCUUGUCGUCCUGGAUUAUAUUAUUCGUAACACUGACCGCGGUAAUGACAAUUGGCUGAUAAAGUACGUUGCCCCGAAGAUAAAGAGCCAGGUGCUCGGCACGGGUGGCCAAACAAUGCACGGUGUUGUUCGUCCCAAACUGCCCAACGCUUUGGGAGUUUCAGAAAUCGUUGAUCUGAACGAGUCGCAGGGGAAUAAGAAUCUAAACGCCAAAGAUACUGGCCCCAAAAGCAAUCCGGCUGGCGGAGCAGCCACAAAUGGACAGCAGGACAGCAGCAGCUUUGCGAGUAGCGAGGAUGAGCCUUCCUCCAGAACCCCUUCUUCUGAACCCGAUUGGAAUGUGGUUAAUUCGGCUUUCAUUCGGAUCGCUGCCAUCGACAAUGGUCUCGCUUUUCCCUUUAAGCAUCCGGAUUCUUGGCGAGCUUAUCCCUACCAUUGGGCAUGGUUGCCACAAGCAAAAAUUCCAUUUAGUGAUGAAAUCAAAGAUCACGUGCUGCCGCAGUUGUCAGAUAUGAAUUUUGUAGAGGAGAUUUGCACGGAACUGUUGUACCUGUUCCAGCAGGAUCGUGGCUUUGACAAGCGUCUGUUUGAGCGCCAGAUGUCUGUGAUGCGGGGCCAAAUUCUUAAUCUCACCCAAGCCCUUAGGGAUGGCAAGUCGCCGGUGCAAUUGGUUCAGAUGCCAGCGGUCAUUGUGGAGAGAUCAAGUGGCAGUCGUUUCUUUUCAUUUACACAGCGCUUCCAAAACAAAAGCCCUUUCUUCUCUUGGUGCUAAAUUUCUAUGGAGGAGCCCUUGCUAACCCCACCAAAAACCAAAUCGUGCAGACCGGUCCUGCCGCCUCAUCAUAGUCAUGUAUAUGCGCUUCGUUGUUGUCUAGUGUAAUUCUAAAUCGUAAUUAUUUGCAGUCGGGAAAUGUAUUUCUUUUUAUAUUUUUCUUUUGGCCAAAAAAACAUGCAAUAAUUUUAUACUUUAA
This is a messenger RNA of Drosophila eugracilis, 2664 nucleotides long. RefSeq names its product phosphatidylinositol 4-kinase type 2-alpha (gene Pi4KIIalpha). The record is from RefSeq and is a predicted model, not a curated record. Gene Ontology annotation, biological process: endosome organization; Golgi organization; phosphatidylinositol phosphate biosynthetic process. Gene Ontology annotation, molecular function: 1-phosphatidylinositol 4-kinase activity. The transcript has 9 exons. NCBI's taxonomy places the organism in Eukaryota, Metazoa, Arthropoda, Insecta, Diptera, Drosophilidae. Gene Ontology annotation, cellular component: endosome; plasma membrane; trans-Golgi network. Bases 327 to 2465 code for a protein of 712 amino acids.